Messenger RNA from Didymodactylos carnosus, 553 nucleotides. The record is from the annotation of a GenBank genome assembly. NCBI's taxonomy places the organism in Eukaryota, Metazoa, Rotifera, Eurotatoria, Philodinida, Philodinidae.
AUGCGAAAAAACGGCGAAUCAUCAACAAAUUUAAAUGAUCGUGAUAGAGCUUUAUAUUGUUUAAAACAAGCACAUAUCGAUAAUUUCAAAGUUGGACGUACAAAGUUACUAUUUCGGUAUUGGCAUACUGAUCAACUUCAUCAUUUAUCCAAACAAUUUGAAAGAAAAGUAAAUGUUUGUCAAAAAGUGAUACGUAGUUGGUUAACACGUCGAAAAUAUAAUCGUCUACGUGAAGUGCAUCAGUUACAAUUACAAUAUAUUAAAAAAUUUCUUAAUGAAGUAGAAACAAUUGGUAGUAUGUACAAAACAACCAUAUCCACGCAUGUUCAACAUGAUAAAAAACGACAUGAUGAUACAGCCUAUUUUCAACAAACACAUAACAAAUUCAGCAAUGAUCAACAGCAACAAUCAUCACAAGUAAAUAAAGAUAUAGAACAAAUUCCCGCUCAACAACGUGUUUUAGGAAAAGAAAGUAGUCAACGGCCAAAAAUGUCCUAUGCUAAUGGAGGAGUACUGUAAGUAUUCUGGUAUUUUACGUGGAUAUUCAGUUCAA